ACUAUGAGAAGACAAAGGACUGAAGUCGUUGUGGAACUGCGAAAGAACAAACGAGAUGAACACCUUCUAAAAAGGAGAAAUGUUCCUCACGAGGACAUCUGUGAGGACUCUGAUGCUGAUGGAGAUUUCCGAUCGCAAAACACCUCUCUUGAAGCAAUAGUACAAAAUGCCACCAGUGAUAACCAGGGUGUGCAGCUGAGUGCAGUCCAGGCUGCCAGGAAGUUGUUAUCCAGUGACCGGAACCCCCCCAUUGAUGACCUCAUCAAGUCCGGGAUCCUGCCGAUCCUCGUGCACUGUCUGGACAGAGAUGACAACCCCUCCCUCCAGUUCGAGGCUGCCUGGGCGCUGACCAACAUCGCGUCAGGGACCUCCGAGCAGACCCAGGCCGUGGUCCAGUCCAACGCCGUGCCUCUGUUCCUGAGGCUGCUCCACUCCACCCACCAGAACGUGUGCGAGCAGGCCGUCUGGGCCCUGGGAAACAUCAUCGGUGACGGCCCGCAGUGCAGAGACUACGUCAUCAGCCUGGGCGUGGUCAAGCCCCUUCUGUCCUUCAUCAGCCCCUCCAUCCCCAUCACCUUCCUCCGCAACGUCACCUGGGUGAUGGUGAACCUCUGCCGCCACAAGGACCCGCCGCCCCCCAUGGAGACCAUCCAGGAGAUCCUCCCGGCGCUGUGCGUGCUGAUCCACCACACCGAUGUCAGUAUCCUGGUCGACACGGUGUGGGCCCUGUCCUACCUGACGGACGCCGGCAACGAGCAGAUCCAGAUGGUCAUCGACUCGGGCAUCGUGCCCCACCUGGUGCCCCUGCUCAGCCACCAAGAGGUCAAAGUUCAGACGGCGGCGCUCCGGGCCGUGGGGAACAUCGUGACGGGAACAGACGAGCAGACCCAGGUGGUCCUGAACUGUGACGCCCUGAGCCACUUCCCCUCCCUGCUGACGCACCCCAAGGAGAAGAUCAACAAGGAGGCGGUGUGGUUCCUGUCAAACAUCACGGCGGGAAACCAGCAGCAGGUGCAGGCGGUCAUCGACGCCAAGCUGGUGGCCAUGAUCAUUCACCUGCUGGACAAGGGGGACUUCGGCACCCAGAAGGAGGCUGCCUGGGCCAUCAGCAACCUGACCAUCAGCGGGAGGAAGGACCAGGUGGCCCACCUGAUCGAGAAGCAGGUGAUCCCGCCGUUCUGCAACCUGCUGACGGUGAAGGACGCCCAGGUGGUGCAGGUCGUGCUCGACGGCCUCAGCAACAUCCUCAAGAUGGCCGACGACGAGGCGGAGACCAUCGCCAACCUCAUCGAAGAGUGUGGAGGUUUGGAGAAGGUGGAGCAGCUGCAGAACCAUGAAAAUGAAGACAUCUACAAGCUGGCCUAUGAAAUCAUCGACCAGUUCUUCUCUUCUGAUGAUAUCGACGAGGACAACGCGCUGGUCCCGGAGGCCAUCCAGGGGGGCACCUACGGCUUCAACUCCUCCACCAACGUGCCCGCAGAGGGGUUCCAGUUCUAGAGGGCUUUCUCCGGGGUACUCUGGAGCUUUGUUUGCGACGCAGCACUCUGUUCAACAUAAAAAAAAAUUAGAGAGAAAGAGCGAGAAAGAGUGCGAGAGUGUGAAAGAAUUAGAUCCAUUGUGCUUGGCUCGCGGGAUCCAUGGCAGCAUCUUUAUCCGAAGGAGGAAGAAAGUGCGGAUUUCAUUUGGCGUCCAGGGUGGCGUGGCCGCGGGCGGGCUGAGUCGGCGAGUGGGUGCGAAUGAGAAUGAGUGGCUACAUGUUGCAAAAAAACAUCUCCAUCGAAAACGCGUGGCGGGACGCGCCGACGACCACGGCCCGCCGCGUAACCGGCGCCGUCGGCGACCACCACACAAAACCCAACGGGAAACUUAACUUCAGACCAGAACAAAAACACGAGCGGCGCGACGUUCCGCCCGGAGAACCACGGACACAAAAUCCUAAUCCAGAGAUCCCGGCGAUCCCAACACACAGAUAACGGCGGGAAUCGACCACGACAA
Molecule: messenger RNA, 1995 nt
Organism: Gadus morhua (Atlantic cod)
Lineage: Eukaryota; Metazoa; Chordata; Actinopteri; Gadiformes; Gadidae
Gene: kpna4
Product: karyopherin alpha 4 (importin alpha 3)
Biological process (GO): protein import into nucleus
Cellular component (GO): cytoplasm
Molecular function (GO): nuclear import signal receptor activity; protein binding
Source: RefSeq, a predicted model, not a curated record